CUGGUCCUGUGGGGUGGGGGUGUGCGGUGACUGGUGACCAUCCUCUAGAGGAAUGCUAAUGCAGCUGCAUCCUUUUUAAUAUGCAGACUUCUUCUUCCUGGCUUCCUCUGCCAUUUUCUGGUUAGCAAGUCUCCUGCGGAUGAGGAGGACGAUAAGGUGACCAAAUUCAGCCAGAGUUGUGAUUAGCCAGGGAGCUGAGCAGUGCAGAUGCCGACCAUCAUCGUCAAGGUAGACCAGGGAUGCCGCCGCUGCCACGCCAAGAUCAAGAAAGUGCUCGACAGGAUCAGAGACAAGGGUGAGUUCGUGAUCGAUGACGUCGAGUACGACGAGAAGAACGGCCGGGUGAUAGUGUCGGGCCCCUUCGACGGCGACAAGCUCGCCGACAAGCUCUGCUGCAAGGCCUGCAACAUCAUCAAGGAGAUCGAGAUCGUGGAGCCGUCCAAGAAAGAGGAGCUCCAGCCUCCGGGGCCGGAGGACAAGGUGAAGGAACCGCCGCCGCCGGCAGUAAAAGCGAAGAAGCGACAGCCGUCACCGCCGCCGCCUCCACCGCCUCCGCCACCUCCGCCGACCAAGGUCGUAGAGGUGCCAUACCCGUGUCCGUACCCGGUCCCGGCGUGGCCGUCGGGCUGCUGCUGCCACCACGGACAUGGCGGCUGUCACUGCUGCUCCUGCGCCAGGCAGGACCCUCCGCCGGCGCCAGCGCCACAGUACAUCAUGAUGCCAUCGUAUCCGUGCGGCGGCUACAUGAUGAUCUGCGAUGAGGACCCGUCCGGCCCAUGCACCAUCAUGUGAGUAUUAUGUGAAAAUUGUAAGAACCAUAAUAUUUUGGUCCAUGCACCAUCAUGUGAGUAUGCUGUGAAAAUUAUAGAACCUUGAUAUUUGUAUUACCAUAACCCUUAAGGGAUAUGUAAAGAGGUAAAGGGAGGAGAGAUUUGGAGUA
Lolium rigidum is the source of this 940-nucleotide messenger RNA. Its product is annotated as protein PYRICULARIA ORYZAE RESISTANCE 21-like. The record is from RefSeq and is a predicted model, not a curated record. The transcript has 3 exons. Gene Ontology annotation, biological process: regulation of defense response to fungus. Bases 208 to 792 code for a protein of 194 amino acids. Lineage: Eukaryota; Viridiplantae; Streptophyta; Magnoliopsida; Poales; Poaceae.